AGCAGCAGCCAGUCGCCGGCUGCCGGGCCACGACCUCGCAUCAACCCGGCUGCUCGUUCGCUUGGUUCAAUACUGCGCGACAGAGAGAGCUUUCACAGCCACGUUUCGGCAAAUCUUUCGAGUUUGCGCCCGAGUUUUUGACAGACUACGUCUUCUACUGCAAUCUUCGUCUAUUCAUGAAAAUGUCACGAGAAGGGACGAGUUCCACGAAGUUUUGAAAACUAUGUAAAAAUUCUCAACCGUCCGCGAGCUUUCUCAUGCAAAGUGUCCAAUUAUUGCAAGCUUUUACAGCCGUAUUCGUUACAUUAAACGUGAGUUCUUCGACUGACUUGUUUGACUUUCUCAUUAAUUUGUUUGCAAUAAUUAUAUUCCGUACAUCCGCGAGGUGAAUAUUUCCGUGGUGCGCGGACUUGGUCGGGGUUCAGGUGCAAGCUUCAAGCGCGGAAUUCGGACGUGUAAGAAUUUGUGUCAGGAAUUGUGGUACCGAAGGUUGAAGGUUGAAGGUCGAGGUCGGGGGUGAGAAUUACAUCGUGCGAAACAAGUGACGCCCAUCGGUUGUUUUUCCGAGGAACAGCGGAGUAUGGCGGAUGGGUGACAGACGCGGAUCCACUGCAGGCUGAAGGUGUUUUUCAGCAUCGGUGGGACCAUGUGAGGCUUCGACCAUGAGGAGUGGCGGUCAGAGUGGUGUAUGGACAGUAAGCGUGAUUAUACUGUCGAUUGGCACCUGGGUGGGCAGAGUCGGGCCACGUCCAGCGGAUGGGGAGCUCGCGCUCCUGACGUCGCCGCGUGAGCGAUUGGAAACCGUUCGACAGGUUCUUUCUGAGGUGCCUUUGAUCGACGGCCACAAUGACCUACCGUGGAACAUCCGCAAUUUCCUCCAUAACCAGUUGGCGGAAUUCGAUUUCGACAGGGAUCUGCGUCAAGUCGCGCCCUGGAGCAAGAGCGCGUGGAGUCAGACCGAUCUGGUUAGACUGCGGCAGGGCAUGGUCGGCGGUCAGUUUUGGGCCGCUUACGUGCCAUGCGAAUCUCAGUAUCUUAACGCGGUCCAGCUGACUCUGGAACAGGUGGACCUGAUUAAGAGGCUCAUAGAAAAAUACUCCCAGCACAUGCAGUUCGCUGCAUCGUCGAGAGAGAUUUUGGAGGCUCACGGGAGGGGCAGAAUUGCUUCCCUGAUUGGAGUGGAGGGUGGGCAUAGUCUAGGAAGUAGUUUAGCCGUUUUAAGAACACUUUACCAGCUAGGUGUACGGUACCUUACACUGACACACACCUGCAACACUCCGUGGGCGAAAAGUUCGUCGGUGGAAGACGACGAUGAAGAUGGCGGAGGUCUGACGACAUUCGGUGAGAUGGUAGUUAAAGAAAUGAAUAGACUCGGAAUGCUGAUAGACCUCAGCCACACUGCGAGGGCAACUAUGAGGGAUGCUCUAAGAAUCAGUAAAGCGCCACUCAUUUUUUCACACUCUUCUGCGUUCGCUAUUUGUAAUUCCUCCAGAAAUGUGCCCGACGAUAUUCUUAAGCAACUGGCUGAUAACGGCGGACUGGUGAUGGUCACGUUUUACAAUUAUUUCGUGAAAUGCGGACCUCAAGCCAGCGUCUCGGACGUGGCCGAGCACAUAUAUUACAUUAGAAACCUGAUUGGCGUGGACCAUAUCGGAGUUGGCGGAGAUUUCGACGGCAUCAACAAAACUCCUCGUGGUCUCGAAGAUGUUUCAAAGUAUCCCGAACUAUUCGCCGAACUUCUCCGGAGUGGCAAGUGGAACGUGCUUGACCUAAAGAAAGUCGCCGGCUUGAAUUUACUGCGAGUCCUCAAACAGGUAGAACGUGUGAGGGACGACCUGAGGACAGCUGGAAUUACGCCGCUCGAGGAUCUACCAGACUCGCCGGACACGAUCGGCAAUUGUGCUCUGGAUAUUAACUCCGUGCAAAGGGUCACGGAAGUCUGAUCGAUCGACUGUACGCACUGCCCCGACGACAUGCGAAUUAAUCUUAUGCCAGCACGACCGUUCCGCGCAGAUGGGCAUGGCCGGAAGAUCACCAGUUAUGCCGAGAACGCGGAUUCAAGGCGAAAAUUCGAUUAUCUCGUUCACUAUGACUCGUACGCUCGCGAGAGUUCUUCGAACCUCGUGUAAAAGCUCAAUUAAACGUCGACAUUUGCGAAGGCUCAAAAUAAACCUACCUCGAUACCUGUUUCACAAAGGCGACGGGCAGCGGAUAUCGAUUAUGUUUUAUUUAAAGAAAGGUAUAUUCGCGCGUUAUAUUAAGAUGUAAUCUGAAAUUAUGUAUUGUCAAUAAUCAAUCAUGAAAAUAUUAAAUAUUUAACAUAAACUAUGGUUAUCUUUUAUAUUUAAAAAAAUUAAACGUUAACAAUAACAAAAAAUUUAUUUUAAAAUAAUUAUUUUCUAAUACGAUACUUUACGAUACUUUUCUGGCUUCUUUAGCCAUAUAUAACGACUUCAUUUAAAAUUACAAAUUACAAGUUAUAACAUUUAAUUGCAGAAUAAUCUGUUCGUCGCCAUUCAUUACCCAUAAUACACAAACAGACUUUUCUACUUGAUAAAAUUUCUAGCGAAUCGUUAACAAGCUGGUCAUUACUUUAAGAUCUCUACUAUCUUGCUGCAAAUAUCUUCACGAUCAUGUAAAUAUCUAAACGAUAAGUGAUGCGCCAUCCAGUAUUUGCGUGAAGAUAAAACGUCGAUGCACGAGAUUGUUUCUAAACUUCGAUGUCUUCCUCUCUUGGAAACGAUCGUAAUAUGUGUGUGAAACUGUGAAUCCCGGCUGUAUACCUUUGAACGUCUUCCUUCCCCUCAUUGCACCGACGAAAACACACGUGCUCUACAAAGCGGAAGUCUGUAAGAAGAAAAGAAUCGUCGUUCCUACGAGCAACAUACAUGACGCUAAUAAUUAACAAAAUUCUGAAAUCUCUCCUACAUACAUUUGUAGACAUUUUUUAAAUUUAUUAUAGCUUAAGUCCAAAACCUUCCAGUUGAUAAUAAUUAUAAUGUUUCAAAAGAUUUAUAUUUUUACACGGAAAAAAAUUAAAUGGUAUCAUCAUUAUGAAAUGUUUUAUUGUUUAAUUUUUAUUUCUAAACUAUGUACCUAUGAUCCCAUAAUUGGAUUUCAGAGUUAAUACGUAAAAGCUAUUUUUUACAUUUAAAGAUUUCUUAUAAUUGCUUUAUUACUUUAAAAACGUAAUUUAAAACAUAUAUGAUGUAUGUAUAAUCAAUGAAUACAAUAACUUAAGAUAUCAACAUACUAACAUUAGUUUUUCAACAAUUAUCUAAAAAUUAUGCUAUCAAAAACUCUUAAACUUAAUUCUAUAAAUAGUCAAAAUUGCCGAUAAAAGAAUUAUCUAUCUCCGGACUUUCCAGUGUCAAAACUCAAACUUACACAUAUCAAAGUGAAAUGUUAAAAUUACUCAUAUUUUAUACAGCAAAAGCCAUUCUAGUUUUGCACAAAUUUUUCACGAUAAAGCUCGGAGUUACGGAGUCCAUGAGAAUAUUAAAUCGAGAGUCGCGUACAAUCCGAAUAUGUUGCUCGCAGGUGCCGAUGAGGACAUAGUUGAUGACGGACGUACGUGUUUUUCGACGCAUUAUAUGCCGGGCUGCAAUCUAUCGUUAAAACGCACUCGGCAGUUUCCUUGAUCAAAGCAUCAUCUAAAGUCUAAAGACGGGACAUUUAAAAUUGCCUGGAAUAAUCGGUCGAAAUUGUAGACGAGAUCACUUUUGCGACAGUUUAUUCCUCUGGUAAUUUUUAUAUAUCGCCGUCCACCUAUCUGUGUCUCGUGUGCACUUAUUAUAUAAUUCGCGCAGGAUGAAACCCUCGAUCAGAACACUGUGUGAGAAUCGAGUCGACGACUCGGACAAGAAAUUAAUCAGUUUGCGCGAAUUAUGCCUCACUCCGCCGUUGGGAGUAGGUGAUAAAUUCUAGGAUAUCAAAAGUUUCGUUGUAUCUCUCGAACGAAUUCUAUAAAUAAAUGUUUCUAUUGUAA
Molecule: messenger RNA, 3988 nt
Organism: Temnothorax curvispinosus
Lineage: Eukaryota; Metazoa; Arthropoda; Insecta; Hymenoptera; Formicidae
Product: dipeptidase 1-like
Exons: 8
Coding region: 663-1943 (426 amino acids)
Biological process (GO): proteolysis
Molecular function (GO): metallodipeptidase activity
Source: RefSeq, a predicted model, not a curated record